AUGAUAUGUUGUUUGAGCGUUAUUUUUAUUUCAUUACUAUUACUGAUCGUUCAAUGUGAAGAUUAUGAGCGGAAAUAUUUUAAUCGAAACUUCCCGGCAACAACAAAUCGACCGGAACCAUUGCGGUUACUUAAUCAACUCAGAAAUUCAGCGGUGAUCUUGAACAGAUCUAUUCAAGCUCAUGAUGACUAUGAUCCGUGGAAAUAUUUUAAUCGAAACUUUUGGACAACAACAAAUCGACCAAAAUUAUUUGGGUCACAUACAUUCAAACAUUCAAUGUCGAACUGGCAGAUACCAUCAGAUAUAUUUCUUAAUAAGACUGAUACAAAAUAUCCGCCAAUCAACUUUAAUUAUCCUUCUAUUUACCAGGACAAGUCAUAUCAAGAAUUAAUAAAAAGACUUAACACAAAAUCAUGUUUGGCAGCGCAAAAAACAUGCGGUAUAAAGCCAGAUGAAUGGUGCUGCUCUCUUAAUUCUCGAUGUGGAAUCAAUCAUGAUUGCUUUAAAUAUACAACUACUAAUUCACAACCAACAUCUACUGGACAAAUUAGAUUUGUUAUAUUCAUUGUUAGUGUGUUGAUUUAUUGUUGUUGUCAGAUUUUCGUUAAGUCUAAAAAACAAUACAAUCCUGUAACUGGCAUCAGCACCUUCACAGUACCACAACAAAGUUCGAUACCUCAAGCUGAUCAUAUACCAAUGAAUUUCAUGGUGACACGGGAGAAUAUAAUGAGUCUCAACCUACGAGAUCUAGAUACUCAAUCAACAAAUUCUGAAAUUUUAAGAGAACAUGACCGCCGUACCGGUCUGGACACAAUAAUAAUAAUGUCCUUCGAACAACAACCGUCCACUCCACCACCAGCAUAUGACGAAUUAUCACUACAUCACUCAAUGGCAAUAGAACAACAAUCUUUACUACCACCAACAUAUGCUGAUUUUAUCCAAAGUACUAAUGAAUCAGAACGAACUAUUUGA
Molecule: messenger RNA, 972 nt
Organism: Adineta steineri
Lineage: Eukaryota; Metazoa; Rotifera; Eurotatoria; Adinetida; Adinetidae
Source: the annotation of a GenBank genome assembly